Molecule: messenger RNA, 5153 nt
Organism: Notolabrus celidotus (New Zealand spotty)
Lineage: Eukaryota; Metazoa; Chordata; Actinopteri; Labriformes; Labridae
Product: carcinoembryonic antigen-related cell adhesion molecule 5-like
Exons: 10
Coding region: 93-1967 (624 amino acids)
Source: RefSeq, a predicted model, not a curated record
GACUGGAGCUGCAGGACGCUCACAUUUAUCAGCAGAGCCAAAGUUUGAUGGUAGACCUGCCCUUAGCUGCUUAAAUCUUACAGGUUGGAUCAAUGGAUACAUUACCUUCAUUUUAUGUUUUCUCUUUGGCUUUGACUUUGAUGAUAGGUUUAACCACUGGAGUUGGUGUGUUGCCAGACGGUCCUCUGAAUAAAGCUGUUGGAGGGACAGUGAAGUUCAGCACAACACUUCCUUCAACUGGAACUCCAUUUGGAGGCAUCACCUGGAGGUUAAAUGGAAAAAUAAUAAUCCUUUCAAAUACUCAAAAUCACACUGGACCAGGUUAUGAAGACAGGAUCACCAUCUUCCCCUCUACUGGAUCUCUGGAGCUCAGGAAUCUGGCUCUUAAUGACAGUGGAGAAUACACAGUCAGUAUUACAGAGGGGGUGACUGAGCAUCGAGGUGAAACAACACUGGAAGUUUACGAGCCAGUCAGGGAUCCAAAAGUAACUGUCAGCAGCACAGACUUGGUGGAGGGUAGCUCUGUCACUCUCUCCUGCUCUGUCUCCCCUGGAUCCUCCCUCUCUUUCCGCUGGAUGAACGACAGCUCUGAGGUCACAGCCAGUGACAGAGUUCAGCUCACUGCUGGAGGCUCCACUCUCACCAUAACCCCUGUGAUCCGCUAUGAUCAUGGACCAUAUGAGUGUAAUGUGUCCAAUCCCGUCAGUCAUGACACCAGUGAUCCAGUAAACCUCAACAUUAGCUACGGCCCAGAAAAUACAAAAUUGAGACUCUCUCCAUCACAAGAACAUUUUGCGGUCGGAUCAAACAUCAGCCUGUUCUGCUCAGCAGACUCUAAACCUGUCCCUCACUUUGACUGGUUUCUGAAUGGAGACGAGCUGCCUGGUACUGAACCAGAGCUCAAACUAAUCAAUAUUCAAGAGAAACAGAGUGGAAACUACACCUGCCAGUCCUUUAACAACAAAACUCUGAGAAAUGACACAUCUAUGCAGUUAUCAGUAUCUGUGCUUGAAAAAAUCUCUGAUGCUUCUGUCACACCAUCAACAAACCAGACGAUUGAGGGGAAGCCUGUCAACUUAAUCUGUGAUGCUGCUGUAUCUGUGUUUACCAGAAAAUGGAUGAAGGAUGGAUCAAAUCUGACUCGGAAUGACAACAUAACAUUGUACGAAGAGAACAGAGUGCUGUCCUUUCAGUCACUACAGAAAACGGACACUGGAGUGUAUUCAUGUAACAUCAGUAACCCCAUCAGCUCCAUGGAGGCUAAAUACAGCUUGGUUGUUAAGUAUGGACCAGAAAAUGUUGAAAUCAAAGGUCAGAAUAAGAUACACGUUGGAGGGACCAUCACAUUAAACUGCUCUGCUGAGUCUGAACCACCUGCUAACUACACCUGGUCACCGAAUGGGACAGAGAACCACAAAUCUUUCGAGUACACUAUAAAGAAUGUUACAUACUCUGACAGUGGAAACUACACCUGCCAAGCAGAGAAUAACAUAACUGGGAGGUCACUGUCUGCGGUGCAUGAAUUGAAAGUUACAGAGUCCUCCACCUUUACAUCAAAUCCCUGUCCGCCUGGUUGUAUCGCUGGAAUAGUGAUUGCAUGUCUUGUGGUCGUUGGAGCAGCUGCUGGUGUUGGGUACUACUUUUACAGAAAAAAAAAAGGCCAGGGAAAAUCCUCCUCCCCCGUAGUGGGAGGCGGUGGCGAGAACAACAGAGCAUUCACACACAAUACAGAAUCCUCAGGAAACAAGGAGCUGAACUACGCAGAUGUCACAGUUUUCCGCAAUAAAAACGGCGGGGAAGUCCGGCUUAGGCCACAGGAUGAGACAUCAGUGUAUGCUCAGGUCAAAGGGAACAAUGCUGCAACCUCCCCUCCCACCUAUGACGUCCACAUGAAGAACACAAAGAGGCAGGCUCCUCAGCCCGCUGCUGACGGAGCUCAGGUUUAUGCACACGUUCGCAAAAACUGAGCAGAUCAGUUCUAUUAGAUUGUCUAGUCACAUUAGACUACAAGUGUCUGAUAUGUGGUCAGAGACCAUGCACUCCUUUCCCAGGUCUCUUACGUAGGACUCAUUUGGACUUGAGUCAAUGGUGGAAGCACUUUAGCAGCGAUUAAUAAUCAACCUUUUCAUGACAAGAAUCAAGAUCAUAAGGCACAGUGAUGCCAUGUAAGCUGGCACACGCAGAAUUGAAUAACCUCCCUCUGCCUUUGUUUGUGUGCACAUGUUCUCUUGAUGUGAUUGGUUGUUUGCUUCAGAUUAAUGUUUGACUCAGGUGUGCUGUCAUAUUUAAUUCUACAUGUGUGCUGUUUGAUUUCAGUUUGCAGCUGGCUUGCUUCAGUAAUUUGAUAUGUUACAAUUAUUUGAUAUGUUACAAUAAACAAAUAUUGUUUAUUUAUUAUUCAUAAUUAUCUGUCAGUACUAUUUUUCAGGAAAUGGAUACUCCUUGACAUCAGCAGGGCUUGAAUAUCUGUCAAAACAACUAUAAACUGAAAUGAAUUACAGUCUGUUGAUCCUAAGGCAUGGUGAGAAGAUUUAAAGACCUUAUUUACCUUUGUCAUUUAAUUAUAUGAUUAAGCACAAUAAUCCAAAAUGCUAAUAAGCAAAAAUAAGCCAUAUGAAGCAGUUUCACUUGAACCACAAAAGACAUGAAAGAGAGGAUUACAGGUUCUCCAUCAGGUGUCCAGUGGUUUUAUAAUUGAUAUCUACAGGUGCAAUAAAUGGGUUUUAAAGUCCAUCCAAAAGGCAUGAGGAAACUGUUGCUUACAAGAAAUGGUGCAGAUGACGGUCAGAGUAAUUCAGAACUAUGAUAAUGUGCCUUCUCUGUGAGCAGUAAAAACCUUGAGCCAAAAGGGAAGUGAUUCAAAUAAGAGAUAAAGUGCAAGAAGAAAAUACAAGCAAAUUUGCAUAAAUACAAAACACACAUUGUGUGACUUUAACACCAUAUACCUUUCUAUUUUUGUAAAUAAAAUUUGUCAAAUACACUGUAUGAUGUACUGUAUUUUCUAAUACAAAAGUGCAAUGUUCGCACUGCCUGAGAGGACUUACAUUUUGAAUAAUUCAGAAUAUACUGUAUAAUGAGGAAGUUCACUUCUUUAUUACAGGAAACAGGAUUGAGUUAUAAAGCAGGAUUGCUAGCUCAGAUUUCUUUUAUGGAAACACUGUAAAUCUGUAACUUCUCCAAAAAUGUAUUGUUUGGAUAUUUUAUCAUAUUUGAGUUGUGAUUUGAUUUAACACAUUUGGAGUGAAUUCACAAAAAGCUAGAGCACAAACUAAUUGAUCGGAGUGUAAGUGCAAUGAACUGCACAGCCCUGGCCCACCCAGCUGGACGUGCCCCUGGUACUGUGUAAUGGCUAACACUCCUUUGUGCUUCCCAUGUAUAAGCCAUGUUCCUGUUAUGUAUUGGUGUCAUGUAUUGUCUCCAACAACUGGAGGCUAUUGCUUUAGCAGUGAAAUAUAAUUAUAAACUUCCCAAAUGAAGACUCUUCUGUCCACCUGAAGAAAUCAUAAAACUGUACUAAGUAAUUCAUGAAUGUGUUUUAACCCAGUUGUGCAUUUGCUAGAGAGAUAACUAUUUUUUUCACUUUUUUAUAAAUGUUGUGAACAUGAAUUAUAAAUAUAAUAGAAGCUUUUUGAAGACACGUAAAAUAAAAGAUAAACUGUAAGGACUUCACAGAACAAAAAGCUGUUGAGGUUGGGCCUAGUGCUGUCUGACACGCUAAGGCAAAAAUCACUGAACACCAAAAAAUAAGUUUAACUUUUGGAUGGAAAGAUGGUCAAUUCAUGAUAACAUGCACAAAACUGAUAAUUAAAGUGAACGCAGUGAUCAGAGAACAGUAGCACACAACAAAAUAUAUGGCAAUCCAGCUCACUCUCUCUCUCCAGCUCCAAACAAAAGGUAACAGGUGUCUUAGAAUAUCCCGCCCCUAACCAUAUGACUCACUGGUUACCAAAUCAAUGUGACCACACAAUAAACCAAAUUAUAAACAAACAACAAAAUCAACACCACAAAAAUACACAAACAAUAACCUACCCUAUACCUAGAAAAUAGACACUAUAUACCUUUCAAAUAAUACAUGGCUCCUACAUAAACUUUGAAUGAUAUGGCAAGUAUCAAUUGUCUUGAUAUGCGUAUUUAAAGAGAAGCAGUUGAAAGUCAUUUGGCUCCAGUCUAGUUCCAUAUUAACCUUGUCUAAUCAAUACCGUCUUCCUGGUGAGAUUUUGGAAAAGCAAUGCAGUUAUUUACAUGUAGGUUUUUUAAGAUUCAGAAUUAGAAAGAAAGCACAGAACACUGACUGAUCUGAAUCCAACUGUAUAAACAAGGUCUACUUUGGUUGUACACUCGUAAACCAUCAUGAGAUAUUAAUGAUGUCCCUGGACCUAGAUUAAGGAAUCUGGGUGAGGCCGGAUUUUUUCCACCCCCACUGUUAAAUCAUUAGUGAAGCUCAAACUUGCUCUGGCUCCUCAAGCAAAUGAUCUCACCUGCAUUGAAGGGGAUUCAAGUGUUUGUUUAACAAUAAUUUAGAGCAUAAUGAAAUACAAAAACAUGUUUAUUUUACCUUAGAGUUCUAACAAACGACACACCUGUAGUUAAGUAAUUUAGGUUUUAAUAAUCAGACUUUAUCGUUAUAAACUAAUGUAUUGUAAUAUAAGAGAUUUUAAUUGACUGAAAACAUGAUUGACCACUCAUUAAAAUAUUGAGUGAGAAGUGUAUUUGGUAUAAUUCUGUAAACUUAUCCUUAACCAUUACAUAAACCAGAAUAUAUUGGAGUCCACAGAUACGCCUGCUGAUGAAUCCCAAAGUUUGGGGCCUUAUCAACUCAAUCAUGUGUUUUGGGUUUAAAUAAAAGAGGCAGUCAUGAUAUUUCAUGUGUUUUUGAUGAAAAUGUAUUAGUUCAAAAUGUACAGGGAUUUAAAGACAAAGCUAUUGUGUUGCAAAUGUUUGUUUUAACCUUUAACCUCUGUUAAUCAAUGUUCUACAGUUUAACCCCAACACAGCGUUGUCUUUCACAGCCAUAUGGAUACAUACGUGAUCCAUGUUUGACUGUUUAAACCAAGGAAACAUGGCACUGAAUAUUACUCUCAGGUUGGAGGUUUUGCAUUUGCUGUAAGUUAGUUUUUCAGACAAGUCAAUAAACAAUUUUCGUAAAUAGUUGA